Molecule: messenger RNA, 2607 nt
Organism: Elgaria multicarinata webbii
Lineage: Eukaryota; Metazoa; Chordata; Lepidosauria; Squamata; Anguidae
Product: zinc finger protein 345-like
Exons: 4
Coding region: 64-2580 (838 amino acids)
Biological process (GO): regulation of transcription by RNA polymerase II
Molecular function (GO): DNA-binding transcription factor activity, RNA polymerase II-specific; RNA polymerase II cis-regulatory region sequence-specific DNA binding
Source: RefSeq, a predicted model, not a curated record
AGUCGAAGGUGCGUUUCACAGGAGAGCAGGCCCUCCUUCUGGGGAAACCUCCACUGGAAUAUCAUGCAGGAGAACUACGAGACACUAAUCUCUUUGGCAGAAGAGAUGGCCAUCAGCCUGCCUCGGAUCACUGCGCUGGCUGAGUCCCACCGAAGAGGGCUGGCAUCGGGAUUUCCACUUUCCAAACCUGACUUGCUCUCCUGGAUGGACCGAGGAGAAGACCCGUGGGUGCCAGACCUUCCAGAGCCUGAAGGAAGGGAGAUGCCAACUGAUACCAGCCCGAGUGAUGAGCUGAGAAGGAAGAAUGGGGAUAUUGCUCCACAAGAAGCUCCCAGCAACGAGAGGGAUCCAUCGGCAGAGGACGCCCUGGAGGGGAAUCCGAGCGAAGGAGAGAGCCCUCCAGCCGGGACGCGACCGAGACCCCCCACCACAGAAGGAAAGGAGGAGCAGGGUAAGCCCCUCCCACAGGCGAUGGGCACUUCUAAAGCCCUGUUGCCCCCUUGGAAGGCACAAGGGGGCGACAGAGGCCACCAGUGUGCCGAGUGCGGCAAAAGCUUCAGCCAGAAGUCCAACCUCCUCCGGCACCGGAGGCUCCACCUGGACGAGAGGCCCCACAAGUGCGACGGGUGCGAGAAGAGCUUCGCCGAGGCCGAGGCCCUGGACAAGCACCGCCGGUGCCACGCAGGCGACAAGCCCUACAAGUGUGGGGACUGCGGGAAGAGCUUCAGCUGGACCUCGCACCUGGAGAGGCACCGGCGGAUCCACACAGGGGAGAAGCCCUACGCGUGCCAGGAGUGUGGGAAGGCCUUCAGCGUCGGGUCACACCUGGAGAGGCACCGGCGGAUCCACACGGGCGAGAAGCCCUAUCAGUGCCAAGAGUGCGGCAAAAGCUUCACUGUCAGCUCCACCCUGGUCCAACACCAGAGGACGCACGCCAACGACAAGCCCUACCAGUGCCCCGAGUGCGGGAAGGGCUUCAGCCUGGGCGCCAACCUGGCCGCGCAUCAGAGGAAACACCUGGGCCAGAAGCCCUAUGAGUGCCCCGACUGCGGGAAGAGCUUCAGCUUCACUUCCCACUUGGAGCGGCACCAGAGAAUCCACACGGGGGAGAGGCCCUAUCAGUGCACGGAGUGCGGCAAGAGCUUCAGCCGCAGCUCCCACCUCUACAGGCACCAGAGGAUCCACACCGGAGAGAAGCCGCGGCAGUGUGCCGACUGUGGCAAAAGCUUCUACCUCGGCGCAGCCAUGCUCCAUCACCUCCAGACCUCCCCGGGCACCGGCAAGGACCCCACGAAAUGCACAGAGUGCCGCCGCAAACGAGCUGUCCCUGAGCCCCCGCCCCCACCCCCACCCUCGCCGCCACUUUGCAGUGAGAAGCCCUACAAGUGCCCCGACUGCGGCAAAGGUUUCGGCCAGAGUUCGUCGCUGGUGAAACACCAGAGAAUCCACACAGGGGAACGGCCCUAUCAGUGCCCCGAGUGCGGGAAGAAGUUCAGCUGGUGCUCGGCCCUCAUCAAGCACAAGAGAAUCCAUACAGGAGAGAAGCCGUAUCGGUGCGAGGAGUGUGGGAAGGCCUUCAGCGUCAGCUCCCACCUGGAGCGGCACCAGCGGGUGCACUCGCCCGACAGGCCCCACAAGUGCGCGGAGUGUGGGAAAACCUACAGGGAGCUGGCCUCGCUGGUCAAGCACCAGAAAUCCCACGCGGCCGAGAGCAAGCGCUACCGGUGCCCUGACUGCGGGAAGAGCUUCAGCUGGAGCUCCCACCUGGAGAGGCACCGGCGGAUCCACACGGGGGAGAAGCCGUACGCCUGUGGCGACUGCGGGAAAAGCUUCAGCGUCAGCUCCCACCUGGAGCGGCACCGGAGGAUCCACACGGGGGAGAAGCCCUACCGCUGCGGCGAGUGCGGAAAGAGCUUCAGCGUGAGCUCCACCCUCCUGCAGCACCAGCGGACCCACUCCAGCGGGAAGCCGCACAAGUGCAAGGAGUGUGGGAAGCGCUUUGUGGCGGCCGCCCAGCUGCUCACCCACCAGCGGACCCACCGGGGUGAGAAGCCCUACGACUGCGCCACCUGCGGCAAGAGCUUUGGCUUCGUCUCCCACCUGGAGAGGCACCGGAGGGUCCACACGGGGGAGAAGCCCUACCAGUGCUCCCAGUGCGGGAAAUGCUUCAGCCGCAGCUCCCACCGCAACCGGCACCAGCGCACCCACGCGGCGGACCGGCCCCCAAAGGGAGCGGCUCAGGGAGGAACCGACGGUGGGAAAGGCGGCUCCUUUGCCUCGAACGCCAGGCACCGCAAGGAGCCAACCCCUGCGGUGCCUGAACCCCCGGUGUCUCUCAUGCCGCCCUGGUGGAGUGAAGGGGACCGGAACAGCAGCAACCCCCCGGUUGCGAACCUGUGGCCCGAGUUCCCCACUCCCUUCCAAGGCCCCGGUCCCAACGCUGCCCCAGCUGGGGGGCUGCGGGGAUGGGGCAUGAAGGGGUUCUUGCCUCCAGAUACGUGGAGACUGGGGGAGAGCAGCUCUGGCUGGGCUUCCACCCUCACCCAGGAGGGCUGGCCGCAACCUCCCCCAACAUCUUAACCGGGUCUCGGACUUCAGUUUCCAGAG